Messenger RNA from Aspergillus saccharolyticus JOP 1030-1, 2529 nucleotides. RefSeq names its product putative DUF221 domain protein. Gene Ontology annotation, cellular component: plasma membrane. Gene Ontology annotation, molecular function: calcium-activated cation channel activity. Lineage: Eukaryota; Fungi; Ascomycota; Eurotiomycetes; Eurotiales; Aspergillaceae. The transcript is spliced from 5 exons. The coding region runs from base 1 to 2529 and encodes 842 amino acids. The record is from RefSeq and is a predicted model, not a curated record.
AUGGGGGACUUCGGGCUUGGUGGAAGUUCAACGUCCCUUUCUGCAUUUCUCACAACUUUAAUUCCUGCCUUGGUGAUUGCAGCUUUCUGGUUUGGCUUAUUUCUGAUCUGUCGACGGACUCAGCUGCGGUGGUAUGCCCCAAGAACUCAUCUGCCAUGUUGGCACAAACAUGAGCGAGCCCCACGGUUGCCCUCCGGCUUUGUCAACUGGUUUGGCGAGUUCUUCAAGAUCAAUGAUGCUCAAGUAUUGCACAACUCAUCCCUGGAUGGUUACCUAUUUCUACGAUUUCUGCGCGUAUUGUCUGCAACAUGCUUCACCGGAUGUGUGAUUACUUGGCCUAUACUGCUGCCUAUACAUGCUACCGGAGGCGCUGGAAACACGCAACUUGAUGCUUUGAGUUUCAGCAAUGUCGUGGAUUCCAAGCGGUACUAUGCUCAUGCUCUCACGGCGUGUAUUUUCUUCACAUUUGUGUUCUUCGUUAUAACUCGGGAGAGUGUAUUUUAUGCAAACUUACGACAAGCGUACCUAAACUCCCCUGCCUAUGCGCGCCGUAUCUCAUCAAGAACGGUACUCUUCAUGUCAGUGCCCGAAGAGUACAAGAAUGAGGAGACCUUGCGAGAGGUCUUCGGACAAUCAAUACGGCGUAUGUGGAUUACCUCCGACUGUAAGAAGCUGGACGGCAAGGUUCAACAAAGAGACAAACUAGCCUUUAGACUUGAAAGUGCCGAAACAAAGCUUAUCAGGGCAGCAAACUCGGCUCGUCUCAAAGCCAUCCGGAAAGGAGCUUCAAUUUCCAAGGCUUGCUUGGAGACUGAUGCCUAUCAUGACCGUGAAGCAGACACUUCGGGCUGGUAUCACGGUGUGAGAAGGCCGACUCAUCGCCCCAAGCUGUUUGGCAAGAAGGUUGAUACGAUUCGCUGGCUGCGGGCCGAGCUUGUCAAGGUCAUUGAAGAGGUUAACAGCCUCCAACAAAAGCACAGGAAUGGAAACAUGAAGAAUCUCUCGGCGGUCUUCAUAGAAUUCCAUACACAGAAUGAUGCGCAAAUCGCCUUACAGACACUCUCACAUCAUCAGCCGCUGCAUAUGACUCCACGAUUUAUCGGUAUCUCUCCAAACGAGGUGGUAUGGUCUGCAUUGAACCUCAGCUGGUGGCAGCGCAUUGGGCGCAGAUUCUUGGUUCAGGGAGGCCUGGCGGCACUGGUUAUAUUCUGGUCAAUUCCAUCCGCCAUGGUCGGCACACUCUCGAACAUUAGUUCUCUAACCGACCUUUUGCCAUUUUUGAGUUUUCUCAAUGAUUUGCCCGAUGUGAUAAUCGGUCUCAUCUCGGGCCUGUUGCCAUCCGCUGCUCUGUCUAUGCUCAUGUCACUUGUUCCUGUUAUUUGUCGAGCAUGUGCCAGAUGUGCGGGUGUACCUUCUGAUGCUCGUGUUGAAUUAUUUACCCAGAGUGCACAUUUCUGCUUCCAAGUAGUGCAGGUUUUUCUUGUCACGACUUUGACAUCUGCGGCCUCCGCGGCGACUGCGCAGAUCAUUCAGAAUCCGCUAUCCGCCAAAGACCUGCUCGCUGAAAACCUUCCGAAAGCCACUAACUUCUACAUAUCAUACUUUCUUCUUCAAGGCCUUGGCUUGAGCUCUAUGGCAGUUGUGCAGGUUGCUGGAGCAGUGGUCUUCAAGUUCAUCACCACUUUUCUCGACCGCACUCCACGCCGUCUGUACCAACGAUGGGCUACGCUCAGUAGUCUUAGCUGGGGGAAUGUCUUUCCUGUGUUCACCAACAUGGGCGUAAUAGCGCUCACAUACUCCUGCAUUGCUCCAUUGAUCCUUGGGUUCGCAUUUGUUGGCCUCUACCUUGUCUAUCAAGCCUACCGUUACAACUUUCUCUUUGUGUACGAUCUUCGCAUCGACACCAAGGGUCUGGUUUACCCCAGAGCUCUCCAACAUUUAAUGACCGGUCUUUACUUGGCUGACAUCUGUAUGAUUGGUCUCUUCGCCAUCAAAGGUGCCAUUGGGCCGUUGGUAAUCAUGGUUUUGUAUCUGAUCCUGACCGUGCUUGCCCACAUGUCCCUCAACGAAGCCCUUGCACCCUUGAACUCUUUUCUUCCUCGUACCCUAGACGUCGAGGAAUCCGCUCAACUCGCCAAAGAAGAAGCCUCGGCGGCAUCUACGCCUCUUGACACAAGCCCCUCACCUCUGCAAAUCCGAGGCAAAUGGCAGUCCGCCUGGAGAUGGUUUCAUCCCAACCUUUACCGCGACUACGCUGCCAUUAGGGGCAAGGUUCCCCGUGACCACAUGGAGAUCCGAUACUCCGAAGAGGAACAGAACAAUGCGUAUUUUGAGCCGUGCAUUACCUCCCGGACGCCAAUGGUAUGGAUUCCGCGGGACCGAUGGGGCUUCAGUCAGCAGGAGAUCACGGAUACUGAUCCGCUGAUCCCGAUCACAAAUGAGGGUGCGCAUUUGAGUGAGAAGAAUAAGAUUGUCUGGGACAAGUUCGAUCCGAGAUUACCUUUGUGGGAAUUGAAGACUCUGUACUAA